AUGUCUGACUUCGGCGAUGACGAUAUGGGCGGUGCUGGAGGCGACGAGCCCAUGUACGAGGACGAGGAGAUCAACGAGUACUAUGACCCCGAGGUUAUGGAGGAUGAGGAUGGCGAACAGCAACAAAACGGACAAGAGGAUAACGUUGUUGUCUCCGGAGACCCUUCUGCCGCCGCGAACGCGCUCAAGGGCGGCGACAAGCUACUCAAAGACAAGAAGAUCCCCGAAAGCGAGCGAACCACCACGCCUUACAUGACCAAGUACGAGAGGGCGCGUAUUCUCGGCACCCGCGCUCUGCAGAUCAGCAUGAAUGCGCCUGUACUUGUUGAUCUUGAGGGCGAGACCGACCCCCUUCAGAUUGCGAUUAAGGAGAUGCGGGAGAAGAAGAUCCCUUUGAUCGUGCGGCGAUACAUGCCCGAUGGCUACUAUGAGGACUGGACCUGCGAGGAACUGCUUCAGUAA
This is a messenger RNA of Fusarium sp. VM40, 462 nucleotides long. Lineage: Eukaryota; Fungi; Ascomycota; Sordariomycetes; Hypocreales; Nectriaceae. The record is from the annotation of a GenBank genome assembly.